AUGACCAAGUACUUCUGUUUUUGGGAUUUACUGAAAAAUAAAGAUCAUCGAAAAUGGAAUGGAAUAUGGAUGGAGGUUUUGGUUGAGAUGAAGCAUACAGCACUACAUGUUGAUGUAUAUUUGAAAUGCUAUUCUGCUGGUUUAAUUCUUCAAAGCUUUCUGUGUUUUGAGUUCAAAGAUGAUGCAUAUAGGAUGGGGUUAACUUCGUCUUCAAAAUGGGGGGAGCAGUUAUUACUAUUUGGUCCUCUGAGCAUGGGUAAAACAUGUACAACUUCUUCUUGGGGACUGUGGAUGGGAGGGCUUGGAGUACUGGAGCCUGUGGUGAGGAAACUACAAACCUCUUUUUCACGUUCAAAAGGGGUGAAGCAGGGCCAUUUUGUCGUGAUUGCAACACAAGGGUGGAAACCAGAAAGAUUCUUUAUUGAAUUGGGGUAUUUAGAUCACCCUGACUUUGUGAAGUUGUUAAAGCAAGCUGAAGAAGAGUUCGGGUUCUCUCAGGUGGGAGCACUAGAAAUUCCAUGCGAACCAGAUGACCUGAAGAGAAUCAUUGGAAGGAAAAAGAAUAGGAACAAGGGCAUUACCUGUUGGGUCAAAGGGAUAAGAGUUGCAUGA
Molecule: messenger RNA, 612 nt
Organism: Sphenostylis stenocarpa
Lineage: Eukaryota; Viridiplantae; Streptophyta; Magnoliopsida; Fabales; Fabaceae
Source: the annotation of a GenBank genome assembly